AGAGACGGACGGCAGCCGGCGCGUCUGCGCAUCUAUCACCGCCGAAAAACUUCUCGCACUGUGGAUCAAUAAUCUGAUUAUCACCUUUUAUCACUUAUUUUCCUUUUUGUGUCCUUUAACACAAAUGCCACAAAGGAAAAGAAGAAGAAGAAGAAACCUCUCCACCAGCUGUUAUUCUUCACCUUCUUCUCACUUCGCACCUACUCUGAGCGCUCGGGCGUCCGGCCAGCAGGAGAUGAAAAGCUGCCAAUGAGAGAAUUCUGUGUUGAGUCCCGGCCAUGGCUGCCCAUCGCAUCAUCAGAGUGACGAACAACAAUCACAUCCUCCCUCGCUGCAAGUCUGAGGGGACGCUCAUCGACCUUAGUGAGGGGGUCACCGGGGCCAGUCUUAACGAUGUCAAAGUGCCUUCUCCGAGUGCCUUAAGGCUGGACACUUCAGCCUCCUAUGGAGCUGCACAGGAAGUGGUCGCUAUAAAGGAUUAUUGCCCCAGCAGCUUCACCACGCUGAAGUUCUCCAAAGGAGAUCGCCUCUAUGUGUUGGACACGUCCGGUGGAGAGUGGUGGUACGCCCACAACAACACAGAAAUGGGCUACAUCCCAGCAGCGUACGUCCAGCCGGUCAACUUCAGGAACUCUUCGUUUAGCGACAGUGGGAUGAUUGACAGUCUUGGGGAGGGAUAUGAGGAUGGGUCGAAGGAGUUUGGAGGUUUGGGGGAGUGGACAGGGAUGACUCUUAAGCCAUCACCAACUUACAACAACAGCCCCUUCUCUGUGAACCCCUUUAUCCGUCCGUUAGAUCAAAACUGCAAAGAUUUAAGUGUGAGGAACUCAACGGACCUAAUCCUCUUUGAUGCACUGGCAUCUCCAUCAUCUUGCUCAAACUUUACCACCAGUACAAUCAUGACCAAUGGGUUCAGCAGCUGCCACAUUAACAAUACCACGCCCACCAGCCCAAACCAAGAGGUUGUCCCUAAUCUGCACAGGGAUAACCCGUUUUUCAGGAGUAAACGUUCCCAUAGUCUCUCUGAACUUUCAGUUCUGCAAGCGCAGUCGAAUCCGACUUUACCUUCUUCGGGAUUCUUCACAGGCCUUAAGGCUCCUUCGCCGGAGCAGUUUCAAAGCAGGGAGGACUUCAGGACUGCUUGGUUGAACCACAGAAAGCUAGCCAGGUCUUGCCAUGACCUUGAUUCCCUGGGCCAGAGUCCUGGGUGGGGCCAGACGCAGCCGGUGGAGACCAACAUUGUGUGCAGGUUGGACAGUAGCGGAGGAGUUGUUCAGCUUCCAGACACCCAAAUCAGCAUCCACAUCCCCGAAGGCCACGUCAGCCAUGGAGACCACCAGCAGAUCUCCAUGAAAGCCUUACUAGACCCUCCUCUGGAGCUCAACAGUGACCACUGCUCCACCGUCAGCCCCGUGGUGGAGAUCAAGCUGAGCAACAUGGAGACCAAGUCCUUUAUCACGUUGGAGAUGAAGGUACUGGUAACUGUCAAGAGGGAGAGUUGUCACACUGCAGAGGUGCUUUGCGUUCGCAGUGACUGCAAAGAAGGACCUUACACGCCCAUCCCUAACGCUUACAUUUACAAGGAUACAGUCCAGGUACAGCUGGAUAGUCUGGAGCCAUGUAUGUAUGUGGCGGUUGUGGUUCAGUCACAAUACAUCAGCCACAACACCACUGUUUGGGACCAUGUGCAGAGGAAAGUAACUCUUGGCGUCUACGGACCCAAACACAUUCACCCUUCCUUCAAGGCAGUUGUGGCCAUGUUUGGGCAUGACUGCGCCCCUAAGACCUUGUUGGUAAACGAGGUGGGCCGGCAGGCUAGCUCCAGCCCACCAGUUGCCCUCCAGCUGUGGGGGAAGCACCAGUUUGUUCUGGGCUACCCUCAGGACCUCCAGGUGGGAUUGUACUCCAACAUGUCUAACUACCAGGUGAAGGCGAGUGAGGGUGCAGGGGUGAUUCGUGGAUUUCAGGUUAAAUUGGGGAAAGUUAGCAGGCUCCUGUACAUGAUCACAUCACACAACCCCAACAGCAUCUCAGACUUCACUCUCAGGGUCCAAGUCAAGGAUGCCCUUGACUGUAUCCUCACCCAGUUUUGCGUCCAAACUCCACCACCGCCACCAAAGAGCGGAGCAAGGAUAACAGGCCAGAGGAGGUUUCUAAAAAAGAAAGAGGUGGAUAAGAUUGUCCUCUCACCGCUGGCUGUCACUUCCAAAUACCCAAAGUUUCAGGACCGGUGCAUUAUCAACCUUAAAUUUGGCAAGUUGAUCAAAACAGUGAUUAGGCAGCACAAGAGCACUUAUCUGUUGGAGUACAAAAAGGGGGACGUUAUUGCUUUGCUCAGCGAGGAGAAAAUCAAACUGCGAGGGCAGCUGAGGACCAAAGAGUGGUACAUUGGAUACUAUCAGGGGAAGAUAGGCCUUGUCCAUGCCAAGAACGUUUUAGUUCUGGGUAAGGUCAAGCCCAUUUAUUGGUGUGGGCCGGACCUAACGACCACAAUGCUGCUGGAGCAGAUCCUGAAGCCUUGCAAAUUUCUUACAUACAUCUACGCAACGGUGAGGACGGUUUUAAUGGAGAAUGUGGGCAACUGGAGGGCGUUUGCAGAUGCCCUGGGGUACGGGAAUUUGCCGCUGAAUUAUUUUUGCCGGACAGAGCUGGACAAUGAGCCAGAGAAGGUGGCGUCGGUUCUGGAGAAACUCAAAGAGGAGUGUACAAACAUGGAGAACAAGGAGAGGAAGUCCUUCCAGAGGGAACUCAUGAUGGCGCUGCUGAAGAUGGACUGCCAGGGUCUGGUUGCCCGACUGGUCCUGGAUUUCGUCUUGUUGACCACAGCGGUGGAGGUGGCGUUCCGGUGGAGGGAGCUUGCUGAGAAACUAGCUCGAGUGUCAAGACAGCAGAUGGAGGCUUACGAGGCUCCGCACCGCGACAAGAACGGCCUAUUGGACAAUGAGUCCAUGUGGAAGCCAGCCUACGACUUCCUCCUGACGUGGGCCGCCCAUGUGGGGGACAGCUACCGAGAUGUGAUCCAGGAGCUCCACCUCGGCCUGGACAAGAUGAGGAACCCCAUCACCAAGAGGUGGAAGCACCUUACCGGCACGCUAAUCCUUGUCAACUGCCUCGAUACGCUGCGCAGUGCCGCCUUCUGUCCCACGGGAUAUGGAGAUUUUGCGGUGUGAACAUUUUCAUCCACCUGGAGAACAACUUUCUUUGCGUCGUGGUGGGAGUUACUGGAGGUACUUGGCCCUAAGAGUUUUAUCUUGGACGGUUUGACAGGACGACAUUGAGGACACAAAGUUUGGGAUUGAACCUUUGACCGUCCAGUUCAGGAUGUGAGAUCUGUACAUCCUGGUCUCUUGUUUGGAGUCUUGGAUCGGCAUCAUCGGUGGCAGCAUUGGUAGUUCUUAAUAAGCGCCAGGUGGAGAUACACCUGCGGACGAUUUCUAGCAUUGAACAAGUCAAUGUGAAACUGGAGGAUUUUAUGUUACGUUUUCCUUUUAUUUUUACUCUUCUUCAUCUCUUUAUUACCUCACCCUUUGUCUUUACCACUUUCUGUCUUUGUUUCUGUUGACGUAUUCUAUAUCUGUCUGUUUUUUGCUAUCCUACACUAUUACGUUCUCUUCCAGUUUGUAUGAUUUGCUCUGUUUCCACAUCUCUCUCAGGACAACAUCAGAGACCUCAACCACUGCAGUACAUAUCCACACAUACUGUGACCUCUCCGCUAUCUUUAAAAGCUCCCCCAAUACCGAACUGAACCUCCGUUUGCAAGCCAAAUUUUUGAACACUUUCCCUCCAUUUCUGACUGGCAGUUUUUAUUCUUUCAUUGUUUCUCACUUAUCUCAAAAGAGGGCAGAGCAGAUGACUUUAGUCAGGAUCAGAAAUUGUUUCACACAUUCAAACAUCAAGAGCAUCUGUCAGUAAUUAGCUUGCCAAAAACAGUUAGCACAAUGUUAACUCGACAUGUGACUCGGUGUAGUCCAUGCAGUAAAGGUACAGUAUAUCUAUUUAUGCAAGAUAUACGUCUAUUUUUUAUACCUGCAGAACAAUAGAGAUGAAUAUAUUAUCGACAGUGUUAUUCUUGUGCACUUCUCUUGCUUUGGUUUGUCAUUUCCACCAUUUUUCAUUUUUUGCGCAAGAAUGCUACAGUAGGAAAUUCAGAGUCGAAUUUGAUAACCUCGAUUUCUUCUGUCCAGCUAAAGACACAAAAACAUGGGACACAAGUUUUUAGCGAAGCAUCGAGAUCGAGUUUCCUUUUUCAGGCAUGAAUUCCUACAUUUAUUGGAAGUACUUCCAGUAUUUUGCACACACUACAGUUUGUAUGAUAUGCUACAAAUUAGCGCCCCAUGAAUGACGUUACAUCCCUAACGUAAAGUUUUGUAAUUGACGCAAAGUUAUCAAGGUUAGGUUUAGGAAAAGCAACAUGGUGAGGACGUACCUUCAAAUGACUCAAAGUUCAGACAAUUCUGAACGCCAGUCUCCUGGGAGUGAAAGUCCUGUGUUUUUUGACCACGUGCCCCUCUUUCAUCCCAAAACUAAACCAAAAUAUCGCCGCCAUCUUUCACUGGGGCAUUUGAAGCCAGAGUCUGCACAGUAGCGACUGCUGUGGUAUCAAGUUUCUGCCGAUACACCCGUCCAACCAAUCGAGAGCAACGCCAUUGAAUGCGAGCACAACAACUGGCACACAUAGCUGUCAAUCAUGUUGUCACACUCCGUUUUUAUUGCAUCAAAUAAGUUAUUAAAACCAAAAUGAUCGGAAAAAAUGUGUUUGACGUGGUACCAUGGAGGACACGGGGUAUACGACCUGUGGGUUCAGGACAGGCCGCCACUGUUUACUACUUAAAUAAAUGAAACAUGACUUUAAACUGUGAAAAUAUACAGACAUACAAGUUUAUAUUUAAAGAAGUCUUUUGUCUCUGAUUUGUGUUCUCAAGCAUUUUGUCUUUGAUUUUAUGAUCUCAGCAAGUUCAGUCAAUCAGCUUUGAUGCUUUUAUCGUUAAUUUCCACGUCUGUGUUUUUGUCUUUAAGUCUUUCAUUCAGUGUCUGUUCUUGUUUCGUUUCAGUAUGUUUUGUGACGGCUGCAGUGUUCCCGUAUCUGUUUGGAAUAUGAACUCGCUCUGAGCAGAAAAUGUGUGAGGACUUUAUAUAUUUGUACUGAAUGCUGAUUGAGUGUUGACACAUUGUUGAUGCGGUGUCGUGUCUCCUGUGACAGGUCGCAGAGCUGAAAUCUGUUCAGAAGGUUUCAAUAAAAGUGAAAAUUGAAAA
Molecule: messenger RNA, 5253 nt
Organism: Epinephelus lanceolatus (giant grouper)
Lineage: Eukaryota; Metazoa; Chordata; Actinopteri; Perciformes; Serranidae
Product: SH3 domain-binding protein 4-A
Cellular component (GO): cytoplasm
Molecular function (GO): protein binding
Source: RefSeq, a predicted model, not a curated record